Messenger RNA from Chinchilla lanigera (long-tailed chinchilla), 3119 nucleotides. It is a transcript of the gene Prdm8, whose product is annotated as PR domain containing 8. The record is from RefSeq and is a predicted model, not a curated record. Lineage: Eukaryota; Metazoa; Chordata; Mammalia; Rodentia; Chinchillidae. Gene Ontology annotation, biological process: regulation of DNA-templated transcription. Bases 819 to 2360 code for a protein of 513 amino acids. Gene Ontology annotation, cellular component: nucleus. The transcript is spliced from 8 exons. Gene Ontology annotation, molecular function: protein binding.
UUCUAAAGGGGUUCCCCAUCCUUGCCCUCAGUGCAGCCCCAGGCAGGCAGAACCGCGAGCAAACCUCCCUCCUGAGCUCCUUCAUAUGCUUUCUUGCUACGUGACUCUUCCUCCAUCACCUCCUCACGGCAUACAUCCCCUGGGUGCCUCGCGUCCUCAGCUCCGCUUUCAUCUUUUCCUGUCUCAGCACAUUGUUUCCUCUAGUUCUCCUGCCAGGGUGGAAGGGAGCCAUCGCAUCCGGCCGCGCUCUGGGACUGGCAGCGAGUGAAUGAUUGGCAGCGGGCAUCUCUGUCAGCGCUUUGGCAUGCCGCAGAGUAGAAGCCCCGUGCUAAUGAAUGCCAUCUACACCUACCAGAUGUGCCACUGGGUGACAUGCCAGAUCUUUUACAUAAUGCCAUUCUACCGGACACGAGACAGCUGGGGAGAGGGAGGCUCUGAGAGAUAGCAUCACGCCCAGAGUUCUCAGAACACCUCGGCCUCCUGAAUUCUCCCGCCUCUGCUGUCCUUCCGGAGCCCAUCCAGAUUCCAGAAAGGGGAAUGGAUCCGAAGGUUAAAGGAAUAAAAGCACCGAAAAAACCUGAAAUGAAAGGGGGCUCCAAGUUCCCCAGCCCGUCCCACUACUCUGUAGCUCCAGGUGCAAAGGAAUUACAACCUGAAAGGACAGGGGAUGGAAUGGACCUCAGGCAGAGCCUACAAGCCCUGAAACACCCCUUGACAUGGAAAUACACUGAUACAAUAGGCAAAAGGAAACCCUCGAUCGCAGCUUCCCGCUCCAGGUGGCCUUAUUUGGGCGGGUGGAUCCUGACCUUAUUCCGGUGAUGGAGGACUCAGGUGUCCAGAGAGGCAUCUGGGAUGGAGACGCCAAGGCUGUGCAACAAUGCCUGACAGACAUUUUUACCAGCGUUUACACGACUUGUGACAUCCCUGAGAAUGCUAUAUUCGGGCCCUGCGUGUUGAGCCAUACUUCCCUGUAUGACAGCAUCGCCUUCAUAGCUCUCAAGUCCACCGACAAGAGAACUGUACCGUACAUCUUCCGGGUAGACACCUCAGCGGCAAACGGCUCCUCCGAAGGCCUCAUGUGGCUGCGGCUGGUCCAGUCCGCCAGAGACAGAGAAGAACAGAACCUCGAAGCCUACAUCAAAAACGGACAGCUGUUCUACCGCUCUCUCCGCAGGAUUGCCAAAGACGAGGAAUUACUCGUUUGGUACGGGAAAGAACUGACUGAGUUACUCUUGCUCUGCCCCUCUAGAUCCCACAGCAAACUGAAUGGGUCGUCCCCUUAUACAUGCCUGGAAUGCUGCCAGCGUUUCCAGUUUGAGUUCCCCUAUGUGGCGCAUCUGCGUUUCCGCUGCCCCAAGAGACUGCACAGCGCCGAUCUGAGUCCCCAAGAGGAGCAAGGCGGCGGCAUGGGCACGAAGGACCAAGGGGGCGGCGGUGGCAAAGAGCAGCAGCCACAGCAGGAGGCAUCCCUGGGUCCGGGGCCCAAAUUCUGCAAAGCUGGCCCCAUCCACCACUACCCGGCCCCCUCGCCCGAGAGCAGCAACCCACCCGCCUCCGCCGGCAGCAGCAGUAGCAGCAGCAGCAGUGCGAAGCCAUCCACGGACUUCCACAACCUGGCCCGGGAGCUGGAGAACUCCCGGGGAGGCGGCAGCUGCUCCCCGGACUCGGGUCUCAGCGGCGGCUGCAGCGGCGCCGGCCACCAGGAGGCGGAGCUGAGCCCCGACGGCGCGGCCGCGGGCGGCUGCAAAGGGAAGCGGAAGUUCCCGGAGGAGGCUGCGGAGGUGGGCGGCCGGGCCCGCCUGGCCGAGCGGACCCCGCCGGCCUCCAAGGAGAACCUGGUGUGCACGCCGCAGCAGUACCGCGCCUCGGGCAGCUACUUCGGCCUGGAGGACGGCGGCCGCCUCUUCGCGCCGCCCAGCCCCGAGACCGGCGAGGCCAAGCGCAGCGCCUUCGUGGAGGUGAAGAAGGCGGCGCGCGCGGCGGGGCUGCAGGAGGAGCCGGCGAGCGGCGGCGGCGGGCUGCCCAAGCAGAGCCCGUUCCUCUACGCCACGGCCUUCUGGCCCAAGAGCGCGGCGGCGGCGGCCGGGCCCCUCCAGCUGCAGCUGCCCGCGGCGCUCACGCUGCUGCCGCCCUCCUUCACCUCGCUGUGUCUGCCCGCGCAGAACUGGUGCGCCAAGUGCAACGCCUCCUUCCGCAUGACCUCCGACCUGGUGUACCACAUGCGCUCGCACCACAAAAAGGAGUACGCCAUGGAGCCGCUGGUCAAGCGGCGGCGGGAGGAGAAACUCAAGUGCCCCAUUUGCAACGAGUCCUUCAGGGAGCGCCACCACCUGUCCAGGCACAUGACCUCGCACAACUGACACGGAGCGGACCCCAGGCGUCCGCGCGCGCAGGCCAGCCACCUGCAGGAGCAAAGUCGUGAGGACACCCACCGCUUCCUCGCGCCAGAAACGCUGCACACGCGCACGCAAACGCACACACACUCACGCAUACACACGCUCGAACACGUGCCCCUUCCCCUCCUUCAGAUAUUUACCCGGGACACGCACACAGAGACGCGCACGCGCGCGACAGGAUGGUGGAGUUUUGAUUGGGUGGGUGGUUGGAAGGGGUUUUCUUUUGAAUGCACGCAUUUUCACUUUCCCAAAAACAAAGGCACAUUUUUAAAAAUGUCAUAUAUUGCAACAUAUUGAUGCAUUUGUCAUACGUUUCUACUUAAAUUAUUAAGCACUUACGGUUUAGAUGUAAUAAUUAUAUGUAAGGGUAAAAUUUAUUUUAGAUAUAAAGCAACGGAGGACGGUGAGAUGCUUUCUGCAUUUCUUGAUGAUAGCUUGCGUUCUUACAGAAAUAAACAAAAUGAAUAAAAAGGGGCUUGCCAUUCAGUUCAAGUUUCCAGGGGGAAGUGCAUGGAUCAUGAAAUGAUUAUGGACUUCAAUGAAGAAUGUCAUCAAUUAUGUAAAUAUGUAUUUCCUUUUAAUACAAAGUGUAAUUUUGUGUCAGUGAAAUGGAGUCUGAAUAGUUAUGUGUUUCUUUUAUCCCUGGAAAGAUUUAUUAAACUUUAUAGUUUAUCUCGGUAUGUUGGAUGCUUUGACAAUAAAUGACUAUUUUCUUCAAAGCUA